AUGCGCUUCGCCAAGGAUGCUGAGCUUCUCCAGUACAUGGUGCCCGGCAGUACACUUGCUGAUAUUGUGUCCUCGGAGGAUGAUGACGACUACGACGCGUACUUCGACGCACCCAAGGCGAAAGCUGAAGGGGUCUCCGGCGUGGUGCCGGGUGAAGACUCCACCGGGACCGGCACGAACGCGCAAGGUGCGGCGACGUCGCUUGCCAAGUUCCAGCCCGCCCAGCACAAGAAUGCGGAUGCAAAGGUGCUCAACAGAAUACGCAUCGAUGACUACUACGACGGCCACGGCAGCGGUGGCGGCGCGAGCGGUGGUGCGCAGUCCAACCAACGCGUCCUGAAUGAACUGCGGGAUAUGACCAUGUCUAGUCGCUUCUCUCAGAACGCCGCGUCGAAGAACGUCGAUCGCUCCGAGCGCGCCACGGUGGAAAACGUGCUCGACCCCCGCACCCGCCUGAUCUUAUACAAGCUCGUGAACUCCGGCAUUCUAAGCGAGAUCAACGGAUGCGUUUCCACUGGGAAGGAGGCGAAUGUGUACUACGCCGUGAGCGGUGACGGCAGUCCAGCCGCCCUGAAGGUAUACAAGACGUCAAUUCUGUCCUUCAAAGACCGCGACCAGUAUGUUUCAGGCGAGUUCCGCUUUCAGCGUUACUGCAAGAGCAACCCACGAAAGAUGGUGCGCACGUGGGCUGAGAAGGAGGCCCGCAACCUCAUCCGCCUGCAAGACGGCGGUGUCCUCGCACCGGCAGUGAAGCUGCUCCGGCAGCACGUCCUGAUCAUGGAGUUCCUCGGCGAGGACGGAUGGCCUGCGCCGCGGCUGAAGGAGGUGACAUUCCCCUCCGCUAAGGCGCUAGACAAGUGCUACCUGGACCUGUGCUGCACGAUGCGCAAGAUGUACGCGCGAAGUCAUCUGAUCCACGGUGACCUUUCCGAGUACAAUCUGCUGCUGUACCGCGGUCGCGUCGUGGUGAUUGACGUGUCGCAGUCUGUCGAGUACGACCACCCGCGCUCCAUGAGCUUCUUGAGGCGCGACAUCGUCAACGUGAACAGCUUUUUCCGCUUGCGGGGGCUGACGGGGCUGUUCAGUCUGCAGGACCUUUUUCAUUUUAUUACGGCGGAUCCGGCGAAGUCCGGAUGGCAGCGCUGCCAGGGCCCGCCGAACGACGAGGAGCUCAUGGCACGACUGAAGGAGAUCCGCGACGGCUACGGGGGAGGUGGCGCCGUGCCAGUCGAUGCGGAGCAGGCGAAGGUGGAUGAGCAGGUUUUCCUAAGCAUCACAGUCCCGCGCUCCCUCAACGAGAUAUGCGACCGUGUUGGACCGAACAAGGAGGUUGCCGUGUUUGUUGAGGGCAUGACGGCUGCUCCUGCAGCUGCACAGACAGAGGACCACAGCGGCGCCGACGGUGAAGACGAUGAGCAUGACGAUGACGAGGACUCCGAGGCGGACGAUGUCGACUCACCGAUGAAGGCGAAGGCGCCUCCUCAGGCGGUGUUGGCAAACAUGACCAAGGAGGAGCGCAAGGAGCAUCGGAAGGCCGUGAAGGAGGCCAACCGCGAGAAGCGUGCCGAGAAGAAGAAGAACAACGCCAACAGGAAGAAAAAGGGGCGAAAGUAG
Messenger RNA from Leishmania mexicana MHOM/GT/2001/U1103, 1614 nucleotides. RefSeq lists its product as hypothetical. The coding region runs from base 1 to 1614 and encodes 537 amino acids. Gene Ontology annotation, biological process: protein phosphorylation. The transcript has a single exon. The record is from RefSeq and is a predicted model, not a curated record. Gene Ontology annotation, molecular function: ATP binding; protein serine/threonine kinase activity. NCBI's taxonomy places the organism in Eukaryota, Euglenozoa, Kinetoplastea, Trypanosomatida, Trypanosomatidae.